Messenger RNA from Schistocerca americana (American grasshopper), 3222 nucleotides. RefSeq lists its product as uncharacterized. The coding region runs from base 155 to 871 and encodes 238 amino acids. Gene Ontology annotation, biological process: regulation of apoptotic process; signal transduction. NCBI's taxonomy places the organism in Eukaryota, Metazoa, Arthropoda, Insecta, Orthoptera, Acrididae. Gene Ontology annotation, molecular function: death domain binding; protease binding. The transcript has 4 exons. The record is from RefSeq and is a predicted model, not a curated record.
GUGUCUGCCGUGCGCUCUGCUCCGGACGCCGUACACCUGCUACCAGAGAUGUCGACCCGGCGCCACACCGGCUGGCCACGCCCGCCCACUUCCGGGUCCGAGCGCUGCGCUGGCGCCAACGGGAUGUUGCCGCAGCCACUCGGUCCGCACUCAGAUGAUGGAUGCAAUAGAUUUGGCACGGCUUAGAGCAGCUCGACAUGAUUUGAGGGACAACUUGGUAUUUGACCACAUUGCUGCAGAGCUGCUGCAGGAAGGUGUCUUGGAUCGAGAUGAGUACCAAAGGGUUAAUUCUGCACCUUGUGAUGCUGAAAGGGUAGACCGGUUGCUGGAUUUGUUGCCUGAAAAGGGUAGCGAAGCAUUCAGAAGUUUCAUUAAUGCUCUCGAACACGAUUAUCCAUGGCUGGUUGAUGCUCUGCUGAAAGAUCCACAGGCAACUGAUGGAGUUAGACAAGAAACAGAUCUUUGCCUGCAGGACCAAAACAACACAGUUAAUGAGGAUGACAAAAGAAAUGUUUCUGAAAGAAAAUUUGACUCAGAUAAUACUAAAAAGUCUGAGAAGAAAAACACUGAAAAUACAAAAGAUGAUGACCGUGAGUUGACAACAGAAAUGAUGAAUGUUGUCAGAAGAAACUAUAGAGCAGCUCAAGGAUGGACGAGUUUAGCACAUACAUUAGGUCUUACAAAAUGCAUUAAUAAUAUUCGUAUGCGUGUUCUUGUUUAUGGAGAAAACAGUGAUGUAUGUGUCCAGUACCUUUUGGAAGAAUGGGUAGGAUUGAAGCCUAAGGAAGCAAAACUGAAUAAAUUGAUAUCUGCACUCAGGGAGGAAGGAUUCAAUGAUGUUGCAGAUUAUUUGGAAGCCAAUUACUUAUAGAGGAAGAAUAAGUGGAUGGCACUGAUGGUACCUCAUUUCACUGGAUAAGGAACAAAUCAUUUAAAUGACAUCACUUCCUGCAGCUCCUGUAUCAUCAUAAGUCCCCUUUGUGACUGAAACAUUUCGCUAUAUGGUGCCUUAGAAAGUAUUAUAAAAAUGGUUUAUUACUUAUUAUAGCAUCACAUAGAACUUUAUUAAAAGCAAUGAUUGCAUCAAUCAUUUAUGUAUAAAAAUGUGUACUGUGCUAUAUUCUGUGUUUUGUGUUCAAAAACAAAUGUGGAUCACUCAAAAAAUACUGUUAGAACUGAUUUUUCAUUGUAGCACACUAGCAUAAACUGUGAAUGCCAUAUAUAGUGAUAUUUUUUAAAAAUUGAAUUUUAAAGAUCUGUUGAAAAGUGAUAUUUUAAUUUUUGUACUGUUGGUUAAUAGUAUCAAAAGAAUUGUUUGUUUGUCAUAAUGUGAGAAGAGGCUCUCGAUUGAGGAAAUUGAAUAGAAAACAGAACACAUUUGAAGAAAAUCUUGCUAUCUACUAUCUUCUCAUGGAUUUACAGUGCACUGAGUGUGUAUGUGGAGGGAUUGUGUCUCUCAGAAGUAAGUCUGUAAAGAAAUAAUGGAAUGAGGGAAACAUUCACAAUGUUUUGGUCUCUGGCUCUUAACUGAUGGACUGUUUUUAAUUAUAUUGCUAGACAGAAGCAAUGCCACAAAGGGCUGCAUCUUGUGAUUGCUUUUACGAUUCAAGUCAAAUGCUGAUGAAAAUUCUUAACAGAUUGUAUUGGUUCUGCCUUGCAUAGAUUCAACUACAAAUUUCAGCAUAAAAUGAUGAUACUAUUUUGGUUAAGAAUUUAGGAGUAUAGCACUUCAGGGAUAAUUUCAGAAAGGAAAAUAUUUUAUGAAGUGAACACGUCAGUAGCAUGCUUGUACAGCAUAUUUUCUAUUUUUAUUAUAUAAUAGGAUAGAUUUUCAAAAAAAAGUCUACACGUGAAGUUGUGGUAGGAAUAAAACACAUAAGAAAGAUGUGUAAACAUGUGAGCUUUUGGAGCCAUUGGUUCCUUCUUCUGGCGUAAGGGUUGAAGGGAAAGGACACGGGACAAAAGACGAGGACUAGUGAGGUUUAGGAUAUGAGAAGAGUAACAGAAAAGUCAUCCAGAGCUGCAGAUCAAAGUUUCCUUCUCAUCCCAUCCAAUGUGUGUCCCCUCUAACCCAGAGUUCUGGUCGACUUUUCUGUAACUCUUCCCAUUUCCUAAAUCACACCAGUCUUUUUCCUUCAUCCCUCUUCCUUUCCCUUCAACCCAAAGAAGAAGCCACUAGCACUGAAUGGUCACACGUUUACACUUAUUUGUUAUGUAUUUUUGCCUGCUGCCACUUGGUGAGUAGGUUUUUUUAUCUAUCCUAGUACUUCGUAUUUUCAAACAUUGAUUAUUUUCAUUGAUAUAUCUUCAUUUUUGCUAUAUGUGCAAAAUGAUUCUUAAUUUUAUCUGAAUCUAGUUGAUGAUUUCGUGGCCUAAAUUUGUGUGAUUGAUAUCUAAAUGUUAUAUUGUUUUGAAAAAUUAAAGUUAGAGAAGUGACAGCUCUUGACAGACAGAUUGAAUAAUGUAAGAGUCAAAGUAUGAGCAAAAUUUGCAAGUAUUGCAGUAUAAACUCAGAUCUCACUUUGUGCCAGGAAGACAAGUGUGUAAGAUUAAUGUGUUCAGAUGUUUACUGUAUUAUAAUUUUCAAUGAUGCAUUUUUCAGUACGUAUAACAGUGGAGUAAAUACAGUUAAUCACUGUAUGCUGGAAAAGAGUAGCUGAGAGACUCACAGAAGUUGAACAUUGAAACUGCUGUGUGUGCUUGCUCUCAUUCUUCGUUGGACACACAGUGCUACACUCCACUCCCCAAGCUCUGUGGUGUAACUAGUGUGUGUGUGUGUGUGUGUGUGUGUGUGUGUGUGUGUGUGUUCAACUAUUUUUAAUGUGUCUCUUAGUUCCUCAACACAGCAUAAGAGGAUGCUUGUUUUCGCACCUUGCACUGUGUGUAUUCCAUCCACGAUUUUCCAUUACCACAUAAAUUUCUGUAAAUAAAAGUUCUUCUAUCUUUGAUAUACAUCAUACACUAUGUUGUGUGUGCCUUUAUGUUAUAGUAAAUUAAAUUAUAUAUAUUCUGUGUAAAACAUUUUUGGCAGCCAUAUCAAAAGGUAUCAUAUAUUUAUGUAUAUGUGCAAUUUAAGAAUAUUUUACUGAUACCAUUAUAUGAUAUGCUGCUGAGUGUUAUGUAUUUCAUUGUAAAAAUACCAUAUCUUCCAUUCCUUUUCUACAUUGUGAUAUUGUUUGUACUUCCAGUGUUCAAAAAAAUGUACAAUAUUUUGAAGUGAUA